UUGAGCGAGGAGGACUUAGCUCCAUCUAAAUGGACUCUUUUUUCUUCCUCCGUAUAUCACAAUAAUUGAUCCCAAAGUACUCAUUUCUGUCAUCCACAGAUUCGAAAGUUCCUCCAUUAUCAGUAUGUACCUCCUCUGAGAAGCCCUCCUUUAGAAAAUCAGAAAUGGCCUUCGUCCACCAAUCCGACGGCGUUUCGCAGGAUUUCAAUUCCGAGCUAGUAGGAACUCCGCUUCUGCAAGAACUCGACACAGUGAACGGCGCCGUCGACUACAAAGGCCGACCGGCGAUCAGAUUCAAGUCUGGCUACUGGAGAUCAGCUUGCUUCAUCAUAGGUGUGGAAGUGGGAGAGAGGAUUGCGUUCUAUGGGAUCGGAUCCAACCUCAUCACUUUCUUGACGGGGCCGCUCCGGCAAACCACGGCCACAGCGGCGAAGAAUGUGAACGUUUGGGAAGGAACGGCGUCGUUGCUGCCUCUGUUUGGUGCUUUGAUUGCUGAUUCCUAUCUUGGACGCUAUCGAACCAUUAUUGGAGCUUCUCUUGUCUACAUGGUGGGACUAGGCUUGUUGACACUGUCAGCGAUGCUUUCUUCAUCCACUACAUCUGUGGGUGAAGUUGAUACAGAGUUAGCAUCAUUUUCUCCGAAGUUUCAAGUGAUAUUGUUCUUUAUCUCACUAUACCUCGUGGCCAUUGGACAAGGAGGUCAUAAGCCUUGUGUUCAAGCUUUUGGAGCUGAUCAAUUUGACAAUAACCAUCCAAAAGAAUGCAAAGCCAGAAGCUCAUUCUUUAAUUGGUGGUAUUUCACUAUGUGUGCAGGCUGCUUGCUCACUCUCUCUUUCUUGAACUACAUUCAAGAAAACCUAAGCUGGGUUCUUGGAUUUGGAAUCCCUUGCCUUGUAAUGUUCAUUGCUCUGGCUGUUUUCUUGUUUGGAACUAAGACUUACAGGUUUCACUUUGAAAGGAACAAUAAGAGUCCAUUUGUUAGAAUUGGCAGAGUUUUUGCUAGAGCUAUAAGAAACCGACAGAUUACCAUAUCAGACAUUGCUAUCAAAGAUGAAGCUUGUAAUAUCACUCCUCACCAAUUUUCCAAACAAUUCAAGCUUCUGGAUAAGGCACUGUUUGCACCAAAAGGAUCUAAAGAAGAGGAAGCUUGUAGUAUUAGUGAGGUGGAAGAAGCAAAGGCUAUACUUAGGCUUGUUCCUGUUUGGGCCACAAGUUUGGUGUUUGGUAUUGUUUACGCUCAAGUUCGAACUUUCUUCACCAAACAAGGUGUUAUUAUGGACAGAACAGUAUGUCCAGGUUUUGUUAUACCUGCUGCUUCUUUACAGAACCUUGUCACUUUGGCCAUUGUUAUUUUCAGUCCCAUCUAUGAUAGGAUAUUUGUACCAAUAGCAAGAGCUAUCACUAAAAAGCACUCUGGAAUCACAAUGCUACAAAGAAUUGGGACUGGAAUAUUUUUGUCUGCAAUUACCAUGGUGAUGGCAGCUCUUGUUGAGAUGAAAAGGCUAGAAGCUGCAGUUGAAUUUGAUCUAGUUGAUAAACCAGAUGCUAAUAUACCAAUGAGCGUGUGGUGGUUGAUUCCCCAAUUCUUCUUAUUUGGAGUUGCUGAGGUUUUCACCAUGGUUGGUCUCCAAGAGUUUUUCUAUGAUCAGGUACCAGAUGAAUUAAGAAGCAUGGGUCUUGCCCUUUAUCUAAGUGUAGUUGGUGUGGGGAGCUUUUUAAGCAGCUUUUUAAUCUCUUUGAUAGAGGAAAUAACUGGUAAAUAUGGAAAAAGGAGCUGGUUUGAUGAUAAUCUUAAUCAAGCACAUGUUGAUUACUUUUAUUAGAUACUCGCUGGGCUCAAUGUGAUGGGAUUGACUUUAUUCAUCUUCAAUGCGAAAUCUUACAUCUAUAAUCAGAAAGGAAGUGCACGAGGAUAACAUGUUUCAUUUUGUCAUUUCAAUGUGCAAUAGGAAAAUAUAACAUAUUGGGUAAAAUGUACUGUUAAACAAGAACAGGGACUCACGUUGGAGCAAAAUCUGUUGUGCAAUAUUUGUUCUUUUGAUGUAAUGUGAAAGAUUUUGAAUAUUCUUUAGUAGUUAGGAUUUUGAUAUUUGUGCUGUACAUUUCGCAUAAAAUGAGCAAGAAAGUGGAAGAACCUUGGGAAUGUAA
Messenger RNA from Prosopis cineraria, 2148 nucleotides. Its product is annotated as protein NRT1/ PTR FAMILY 5.10-like. The transcript has 4 exons. Lineage: Eukaryota; Viridiplantae; Streptophyta; Magnoliopsida; Fabales; Fabaceae. Gene Ontology annotation, molecular function: tripeptide transmembrane transporter activity; dipeptide transmembrane transporter activity. Bases 165 to 1823 code for a protein of 552 amino acids. The record is from RefSeq and is a predicted model, not a curated record. Gene Ontology annotation, biological process: dipeptide transport; transmembrane transport. Gene Ontology annotation, cellular component: membrane.